Messenger RNA from Phytophthora nicotianae INRA-310, 303 nucleotides. RefSeq lists its product as hypothetical. The record is from RefSeq and is a predicted model, not a curated record. Bases 1 to 303 code for a protein of 100 amino acids. The transcript has a single exon. NCBI's taxonomy places the organism in Eukaryota, Oomycota, Peronosporomycetes, Peronosporales, Peronosporaceae.
AUGGAGGGGGACCUCAAGCCUUGGGAGCUCUACAGCUUGGUCGGCGCCGAGAAACCAGAGACGCUGGACGCAAUGAAGGGCUUCUUCACUCGCUACCGCGCGAUCCGUGGGAAGGCGACCAACUUCGCGUACACACACGAUGCCCUACAGCGCUUGUGGUGCUCUUUCAUCCGACGCUGGAACGCCGCGCGACGCGAAGGCCUGUCCUUCACGUCCUGGCUCGAAGACCGCGAGGGCAAUAGGAGCAACCACACUAUUGGCGAGUUGCGGGAGCGCGUGUGUCAGCUGGCACAGCACGAGUAG